Molecule: messenger RNA, 856 nt
Organism: Leptinotarsa decemlineata (Colorado potato beetle)
Lineage: Eukaryota; Metazoa; Arthropoda; Insecta; Coleoptera; Chrysomelidae
Product: pyruvate kinase
Biological process (GO): glycolytic process
Molecular function (GO): magnesium ion binding; pyruvate kinase activity; potassium ion binding
Source: RefSeq, a predicted model, not a curated record
UUACUUAUUUUUCAAUUUUACUUUGUUAAAGGGCGGUUCAGCAGAAGUUGAACUGAAGAAGGGAGACAGAAUUAAGUUGACAACAGACAAAGCUUAUGAAUCUAAAGGCACCAAGGAUUGUGUUUAUAUCGACUACGAUAAUAUUCAAAAAGUUGUGAAACCCGGUAAUCGCAUCUAUAUUGAUGAUGGAUUGAUGUCUCUUGUUGUUGAAAACAUCCAAGGAUCUUUCUUAACCUGUAUCAUAGAAAAUGGUGGUUUUCUUGGAAGCCGUAAAGGAUGUAAUCUCCCCGGAGUUCCAGUGGAUUUGCCUGCUGUUUCUGAAAAAGACAAGUCUGAUCUCAAGUUUGGAGUUGAACAAAAGGUUGAUAUCAUUUUCGCUUCCUUUAUUCGUAAUGGUGCAGCUUUGUCAGAAAUUAGAGGUAUUCUUGGAGAAGAGGGGAAGAAGAUUCAAAUCAUUUCUAAAAUUGAAAACCAUCAAGGUAUGACAAAUUUGGACGAAAUUAUCGAGGCCUCCGAUGGUAUUAUGGCUGCGAGAGGUGAUUUAGGAAUUGAAAUCCCUACCGAAAAAGUUUUUCUGGCCCAGAAAGCCAUGAUUGCUAGAUGUAAUAAGGCAGGAAAACCAGUCAUUUGUGCCACUCAAAUGUUAGAAUCUAUGGUAAAAAAACCAAGACCAACCAGAGCCGAAAGCUCUGAUGUAGCAAAUGCUAUCCUUGAUGGUGCUGAUUGUGUGAUGCUAUCUGGAGAAACCGCCAAAGGCGACUAUCCCGUGGAAUGUGUCGAAACAAUGGCCAGUAUUUGCAAAGAAGCGGAAGCAGCUGUUUGGCAGAAGCAGUUGUUCAAUGACAUUGCAGGCCAG